AAGGGCGUGCUAAGUAUUGAUCAACUUUCGAAUGCAGCCUCGUAAUAUAACAAACCUUAUUCCUUUGCUUUCAGAUAAGAAACUGUGUGAAACACCGUGUAAAGAUAGGGUAUACGAAGUCAUUGGGGCGACUGGUUAGUUUAGAACGGACAGGGGAAGAGUUCAUUCACGAUGCACCCCUUCCUAUUUAAGUACCAGUACGUGCGGAAUUUGCAGAUUGCCGGUGUUAUCAGUUGUUCUUUACGGGGUUGUAGUUUAGUGUCUGUGUUCUUGGCAGCAGUUCGUAUAUAUUAGUGUACGGUGCUAACCGAUAAUGUAGAUUUACAGUGGUUGAAUGUGAGGAAUAUCAUAAAGACGUUUACACGUGUGGUGAUCAGUGAAAUAAACAACACGACCCUGCAGUAAAACGGGUCGCAUUACAUCUAUCUCCAGCGUCAUUAAGCAAUCUUGAUUGGCCACAGGACUAUAAAUACGACACGAGCUGAAAAAAAUCAAACCAUUGGAGACAUGUUGUGAUAUGAAGGCCGUCGUUGUUGGUAUGAUGGCGCGGUGACGUACCUGCUCGCUGCGUCGGACGACGUCGUGCUGGCGGCCCAGGGUCCAGUUUCCGGGGUUGGGAACGGUCCUGAGGUGGCGCCGACUGAGUGCAGCUGGCUGCCAGGGUCAGCUCCCACCUCGACAGAUAGCGGCACUGUCAUGGCCGAAUCCUCCAAACUCUUUAGCGACAACGGCGACUAUGAGGAGCUAGCCCUCAUCGGCAACGGAGCGUAUGGGACAGUGUACAAGGCACGUGACUUGUCCAACAAUGGCCACAUUGUUGCUCUUAAGAAGGUCCGCGUUCCGCUCACUGACGAUGGUGUUCCGAUGUCGACGCUUCGGGAGAUAGCGCUUCUGAAGCAGCUGGACCAAUAUGAACACCCGCACAUUGUAAGGUUGCUGGAUAUCUGUCAUGGCCAGAGGCUGGAGAAGGAACAGCAACUGGUGUUGUUCCUGGUGUUUGAACACGUGGACCAAGAUCUUGCAAGCUACAUGGAACGAUGCCCUCCUCCAGGGCUGGGUUCUCGUCGCAUUAAGGAAAUCAUGCAUCAGAUCCUGUGUGGUGUCGACUUUCUUCACACGCAUCGCGUCAUCCACAGAGACUUGAAGCCUCAGAAUCUCCUGGUGACAAGUACGGGACACAUCAAGUUGGCAGACUUUGGUCUCGCUAAAACAUACGACUUUGAAAUGAGACUGACGUCGGUCGUCGUCACUCUGUGGUACCGUUCGCCCGAGGUCCUCCUUGGGCUGCCGUAUGCCACACCCGUAGAUAUCUGGUCUUGUGGCUGUAUCAUGGCAGAGCUGUUCAGACUCUUUCCACUAUUUAAUGGCAGUUCGGAAGGGGACCAGCUGGAUAGGAUAUUCAGGGUGAUUGGUACACCGCAGCAAUCGGAGUGGCCAGAGAGUGUCUCACUGAACUGGAGUUCCUUUGUCCAGCACCACUCUGUGUCACUGGAGAUUCUGCUUCCAGAGAUAUGCGAACAGGGACAGAAUCUACUGCAGUGUAUGCUGAAAUUUGACCCAGGUGAAAGGAUCAGCGCUGCUGAUGCCUUGCUUCACCCCUACUUUCGUGACAGUGGGUUGGAGCCUCUGCAGAUUUUCUCACCUGUUAAUCGUACCACCCCGUCUCUGAGCAGCAGCACCCCUGAUGACUUGGGAGGACGGCAUGGUGACAAAUGAAUAUCUACUGCGUUACUCAUCAGAUCAUGUUCAAACAGCACUUAAAUGGCCACUCCUAAUAGCAUCCAGUACAUUGGAUGUCGUGAUCAUCGAUUAAUUUAUACAGCCAAUAAUGCUUUAAAUCACAUCUUUCCAUUCCAUUUGCAGAUAUUUGCCGUCAUUCCACAAAACCUGUGAUCCGUCAUAAUAGCCAUAGUCAUUGUACAUACAUACCGUAUAUAUUCCAUUUUACCAUAGCCUCUGUGUAUCGAGACGAUGUUUCUGCUCCCAGGCAGUAUGUGAUGUCUACCGGACACAAUAAUACCGAGACUUGUGAAUUUAAAACUUUACUAUCUGACAAGCCGAGUUUGAAAUAUAUUCCGAGUUUAUAAGUUUCUAUUAAAAUUUGGCAUUGAUGGCAGAAUAUGUCGUAGAAAUCAGAAUACUGACGUUUAGUUUGAUUAAGGGGGGUGUCGAUAUAUGUCGGCAUGUAAGAGAAUAUAAUGAGGAAAAAUAAUAAUAGGAAUAUUGGUUUUUGGAAAAGAGACUCAAAGGCGGUCCCGUGUUGUGACUGUGCCACUGGUAGUCGAGUAUGACUGCUUACUUGUUUUGAGCGUCUAAUUUUGAGAAUUCUAAUAUACAUGGGAAUGUGUAAAUUCUUGCAGUUCCAGAGGUCUGACUGUGGUGUAACCUGCUCGGUAAUUUUGUUGAGUUUCAAGUAUAGAAUUUUUAAGAUGAUGAAGAUGGUACUGUGUUUUAAAAUAGCUCUUGGCUGUUAUGCUUCAAGGGCUGAUGUGAGAAAUGCCAAAUGUAAAAUUAUUUGUGUUGAUAAAUAAGUGAUUUAUCAAAAGUGUACUGUGCAAAAUACCAUUUUCAAAGUAGUGGAUAUUAUACUUGUUUAAAAGACUUAACUACUACCAGUUACUGCAGUAAGUAUGCAUCAACAUUCUGACUCCCCGUAUUAAGUAAUUAAUUUAAGAUUUGGUAUUGUAAAUACCUCAUGUGUCCCCUAAUUUUAGGGACUGUGCAUUUUUCCUCAUGUUACAGUCUUUAUUUUACUAUUACUUGCUUUAGUUACUGGCUGUUAUGAAAACUGUGUGUCUAAGAGAGUAAUUUUUUCCCCCAAAUACAGACUGAAUGAUUAAAACUGCUAUCAACUAAUUAUCUCAGCAGUUCUAAGGUUCGUCGUGGCUUUACCUGUUGAAAUAAUGCCAACAUAAGACUGCUAUUUUAACAUUUAUUUAUUUUCACACUGUUUACAAGUUAUCUUCUUAUUUUCAGCCUUCUGCGAUUGCAGUUAAAAAUGUGUACUGUGAAAAGGAGGUACGAUAUAUGUCAUAUAUUACUGAUAACUGUUCCUUCUGAAAUUGAAUUUGCAAAAUACACAUUUUUUUAAAUGGUUUUGUUUUGUUAAGAGGGUAGUGUUAUUUGAAGUUAAUAAUUUAAAUAAUGCUCUUAUUUUGGGAAUAUAAAAAUGUAAACAGUCAUAGAUUUGUUUGUCUCUUUACGUUCAAUAGGUAAGCGAGUAUUAUCUUCGGAAGUUGAACAAGUAAUUCCAAUCCUAAUUUUUCACUGUACAGCUUUACCUGAUGAUGUAGGAGGUAUUGUUUUUGUAUCAGACAUCAAAGAGUUAUAUAAUAUAUUUCCAAAGAAUUUUAACGUACAUGGUAUUUGAUUAUAUUACAUACUGAGAAAACUUUAACGUUUCAUGGCGUGGUUUUCACGCACAACUGUAAUUUUCACAACAGAUUUUUGCAGUGUGGUACAGAAUAAUAUCACCGAAAGGUGAUGGAAUUUUAAUAUAGUCAUUUCAUUUAUUCGUCUUAAAAUUAAUAGAUUCAUAUAAAACUAUUUCUUUAGUAUUGAAACCCCAGUAGUUUUUGAGUGCGUGGUGUAAUUAGAUGCGAGGAAUAGCGCACGGCAUUACCGUGGGGCUACAUAUAGUGGGUAUGUUUUUCAGUUUUUAAGAUCCAUAUCUUGAAAGCAUCAAAAUGUAGCCAAAAGAUGGUGGAAUCAACUAUCAUUAUUAUCUUUCCAGUAUACAAAUAGGAAGGCUACAAGAAGUGUUUGAAUGCAACUGGACAUAAAUAUGUCCGUAAUGAUUGUGAAGUACUUCGAGUUACAUUUGUUUGGUUGGACAAAGCCACUAUACAAUGAUACGAGCAUCCCAUUGCGUCUUGCUAGCAGUGGACGCCUGUUUAAUAAACUUCCAUUGCUGAAAUAA
Messenger RNA from Zootermopsis nevadensis, 3919 nucleotides. RefSeq names its product Cyclin-dependent kinase 4 (gene Cdk4). Gene Ontology annotation, cellular component: nucleus; cytoplasm; cyclin-dependent protein kinase holoenzyme complex. Gene Ontology annotation, biological process: protein phosphorylation; G1/S transition of mitotic cell cycle; regulation of gene expression. The record is from RefSeq and is a predicted model, not a curated record. Gene Ontology annotation, molecular function: cyclin-dependent protein serine/threonine kinase activity; ATP binding; cyclin binding. NCBI's taxonomy places the organism in Eukaryota, Metazoa, Arthropoda, Insecta, Blattodea, Termopsidae.